Molecule: messenger RNA, 1302 nt
Organism: Pieris macdunnoughi
Lineage: Eukaryota; Metazoa; Arthropoda; Insecta; Lepidoptera; Pieridae
Source: the annotation of a GenBank genome assembly
AUGCCUAUUCGACGUAGUAAGAUAUUAGUAAAAUGGAUCUACGAGAACCAGCACAAGAUGCAGACGCUCCGCCGUUGCAGUUCCACUCUACGGUACAAGGAGCUUGAAGAGAAUGUUCAGGCAUUGGAGCACUUGGCUCCACCCGCGACGGAGGCGGCUCUGCCCACCCACCAACCACGCCCAGAUAUUACACCUGAUGUAUCUUUCAAGUAUGACGACCUGAAGGUUGCGUUGGCGGCGCCUUAUCAAUUGCAAAGGAAACCAGAGGCUGUAGAUUUAGGCUUCGGGAAAUAUUUUACGGAUCAUAUGCUAAAGAUACACUAUCAUAGAGAAUUGGGAGGGUGGCAAAAACCCGAAAUCACGCCAUUUGAAAACUUGACUAUACACCCGGCGGCGAAAGCGUUGCAUUAUGCAGUACAACUGUUCGAAGGAUUAAAAGCGUACCGGGGGGUGGAUGAUAAGAUAAGAUUAUUUCGACCUGAUUUAAACAUGCACAGAAUGAAUUUGGCAGCCAAAAGGUCUGGUCUACCGAUGUUUGAUGGAGAUGAAUUAAUUAAAUGCAUUAAACGGCUGGUCCAAAUCGAUCAGGAGUGGGUUCCGCACUCCGAGACCUCAACCCUGUAUAUUCGACCCACCUUAAUUGGAACUGAGCCCACAUUCGGCAUAGUGGCUCCAGAGUCAGCCAUGUUGUUCGCCAUAUUGAGUCCAGUUAGUGCGUACUAUAAGACAAAUUCAGAUGGAGCUGUAUCGAUUUAUGCCGAUCCCAGUGUUGUGCGAGCAUUCCCAGGUGGUGUAGGCAACAGGAAAGUGGGAUCUAACUAUGGACCGACGAUAGAGGUAACGUCACAUGCUGCCAAAUUGGGUCAUCAACAAGUGUUGUGGUUGUUUGGUCCCAACCAGGAACUGACUGAAGUCGGAGCCAUGAACAUCUUCCUGGUUUAUAUCAAUGAGAACGGAGAAAAACAGCUAAGCACCCCACCCCUAAACGGUUUAAUAUUGCCUGGCGUAACGAGACGGUCUAUAUUGGAACUGGCUAGCCAAUGGGAAGACGUUACAGUCAGAGAGGAAGUCAUCACCAUGGACCGCGUCAUACAACUCAACAAACAAGGACGGUUAGUAGAAAUGUUCGGAGCAGGCACAGCUGUCGUCAUCACACCGAUAAGCAACAUUGGCUACAAGGAGACCAACAUAAACGUACCAACUAUGGAGCAGGAGCACCCUGUGUACCAACGACUCAAGGACACCCUACUGGCGAUCCAGUAUGGGCAUAUAGAACAUCCCUACGCCAAAAUUAUCACGUAG